UUGAAAGGACACAUCAGGAUGUUAUGGGUCAGCUUGACUCCCGCCUCUCAUACGGAGUGUAGUAGACCGCUCGAUGCAGGGCAUGUGACGGAGAGCUGCUCACUGAUCCCCGGGGACCGGACGCUUGUAUCGGACAUGUCUUCCCGGCCGGACCGAGACACCGGCAGCCGGUACCGGAGGAAGAGCUCUACCGACGGCCAGCACCGGGAGGAGAAGUCACACCGGCACGGCAGAAUAGUGCGUGGAUUCUCCAGAGAUUCUGCAAGUCUAAAGAGAACUGUCUCCAUAUGUGAGGAAAACUUCCCAACAGCUCUGCCCGUGCUGCUGGAUGUGGUCGGGGGUCCCGAGGGUCUUCCUGCAGACGAGCAGACACAGGAAAUGCUGAGAGGGAAACUGCGCAUUCUGCAAGCUGACAGCACCGAGGUCAACGCUCUGUUCAUGGAGCUGUCUGCUCAUCUGAUCUCCAUCAACUGUGAAGAAAAUAUUAUUUUUGUCACAUUCAAAACAUUUGAAGAAAUAUGGAAGUUCACCACAUAUUACACAAUUGGUUUCCUGGGUCGCUGUAUGGAGGAUCUGUUGUUAGACCAGAGGUUUUGUCUCAGUUCUCUGGAGGAGGACAUCAGGAUCCAGGUCUCCAUUGAGGAGGAGACCCUCAGCCUGAUCUACAAAGGCAUCCUCAUGCAGGAAGGGUCUUUCUUUGCUAGCUGUAGCACCAACCAGAUGUUCGACAGCUCCACCUCUGGAGGGGACCUGUACCUGGAGCAGGGGGACAUAGCCCAGUUCGAGCCCCCCUUCCUGGGCUCAGGGUGGACCGUGCUCUGCCUGGCUGAUGGAGGCCGAGGCACUGCACCCAGACCUGCUGUGGAGCCCGUCGUCCCUUUUUAUCAGUGGUUUCUCAAAUCCUGUGCAGAGGGCAUUUUAGUUGGUGAUGGGAAACCCCCCUGUGACUUCCCUCUGCAGUUUGCCAGAGGAACCUGUCUUGCCACAAUGGAGUACGAUGCUGGGGGCCCAGAUGAGCUGAGCGUGGCCCCUGGUGAUCGCAUCAUCAUCGUGGGACUUCUGGUGUCUUGUUUUGAGUGGUUCACAGGGAGGAAGGAGGCCACAGGAGAAGUGGGUCUGGUGAAGACUAGCCUGGUGGAACCCUCCACUGACGUUACCCAGUCAGAAGAUAUUUUUUUGGAUGGAGAGGAAAGAACACUCUUCAGUGUGCAAGAGGACAAAGUCAUAGAGGAAACAACUGCGUUACUGAAGAAGAAAUCCCAAAAUGAUACCGGUCAGAAAUACAAACUUGAUACGAUGAGUUGCCAAGACUCUGAGAAAAAAAAAUCACUCGGCACUUCAAGCAAAGUUGACGCUCAGACUGACCUUAAGAGAAAUAUUCAGAGGAUACUUGAUCAGGUAAAACACUCCUCACCAGAUCCCGUAGUGACCGUUAACGGGACUCUAAAGGAACCGCACCUUGCAACAGAAUCAAAGAACCCCAUCCCUCUGUGCUUCACGGUCCACCCAGUGGUCGAAGGAAACACCAACACGGAGAACUUCAUCCCCCUCCUCUCUUUCCUGGAGGGACGAGACUACAGAGCAGAGUUUGGCGUCCUGUAUGGACUGGGUUCAGAACUCCUCGCCUCCUCCGUCUUCACCGGUCACUCGGAAGAGGAUGAGUUGAUUGCCUUCCUGGGUGUUGCUAGGGAAACAGCCAGGAAGAAGCGACUCUAUUGGCCGCACACUCGGUUGUGCUUUCUGUUGGGUAAGCUUUGUGCUGGGAGGUUGAAGUUCAGCCAGGCCCGGGUUUACUUGGAGGAAGCCCUCAGCGUGCCACGAGAGGGCUUCACGGACCUCAGGUUGUUGGCCAGCAUCUACUCAAGACUGGUUCCCAUUUACCUCCUGCAGAAAAAUACUGAGAGUUUCUUUGCACUGGCCGAACGACUCGCUGCCUUGCUAUUUGGAAUCCCAGACUGCCUGGCAUGUUUAGAAGACAACUCCGCUCUUAAAUACAUCCUCAAGAAAGCUGUUCUAUCUCACAACCAAAUGGCGGAGGCCCGGGCUUGUUACCAAUUGGCGAAGCACCACUUGACUCAUGCUGAAGGAUUGCGAGUUGUUCCUUAUCUUGAAAGACUACUUGUUCUUUGUGGUGAAGCUCAAAGGACUUGGGGGACCUCUCCCAGUCAGGAGUACCUCACACUGGGAAGGACCUACAGCGAACUCCAGCUCCCCCACCUCAGUGUCAGUUCAGCCAGGAGAGCUUCUCUGCAGCCCUCUGCUACACUGACAGACUGUCUCAGCAGCAUGGCUCUAGCUAUGGCCAAUGUCAACAAACUGUAUGGGAUCACAGAACAGGAAGCGUCCAUCCCACCUAAAGUGGCUCCAUAUUUACACCAAGCCCUUUCUUCUAUCCAAGGAGAAGGAAGUGAUCGAUACCAUGUUCUGGGUCAUCGGAUUACUGUUUGUCUCAGCCAACUGUUUUGCAAGAACUCAAUGGUUGGACACGCCAUCUGCCGCAUGCAUACUCUGAUCAACAACAACGGACCCUCACUCUGCAUCUCCGUCCCAGAAAGAAACAGUGCCCUCAUCUGGCUGGCAUGGCUUCAGAUUGACAAUCAUCAGCCAGAUGUUGCUUUGGAUGUCCUGGAUUUGGUCCUAGCUUCCAUGCCAGAACACUGCACGACCCCUCAGGAAGGUGUGGUCCUCAACAUGCGUGGUGUUGCACUUCGAUACAUGGGUGACCUCCGGAGGGCAGCAGAGAGCUAUCAGGCUGCUGUGGACAUCUGCCAAGAGUAUGAGGACAUGCCAAACUGGGCUGUAGCUCAGGCUAACCUAGGGCUGUUGUGUCUGAAGGCUGGAGCUAAAGGACUAGCCCAGAGACACCUGACGGAGGCUGUGCAGCUCUUCUCUGAGCUGGAGGAAGGAGGGCAUGAGGCUGACUUCAUCACCGUGCUGCUGGAGCUGGGUCAGCACUAUGUGAAGCAGCAGCAGCUGGACUUUGGGAAAGGAUGCUACGAGUGGGCUCUUCUGCUAGCUAUCAACGCUAACCUGCUAGACUGCCAGCUCUCUGCGACCCGACACCUGAGCCUUCUGUACGGCUGUGAGAGCCCGGACCAGGCCCAGUGUAUCGUCUACAGCCAGCACCAGGUGGCGCUGCUGCAGAGCACAGGGGACCGGGGUCAGGAGGGGGAGGCACUGGAGGCCAUCAGCCAGCUGUUCCUCAACCUGGGCACAGAACGGGCCUACAGGGCGGCUCUCGACUACACCAAGACCAAUCUGGGUAUCUCCAUCGAUCUGGGCUGCAGAGAGAAGGAGGCGUACGGCUGGCUGCAGGCGGGGAGGAUCUACCACCUGGUGCAGCAGACGGAACUGGUGGACCUGUACGUUCAGGUAGCGCAGGAUGUCGCUCUGAGUACAGGAGACACUCAGUUCAUCCUGAAGCUUCUGGAAGCUGCUGGAGACAUUUUCUUCAACAGCAGCAGGGACCGGGACAAAGCCAUCACCUUCUACAGGGACCGCGCUCUGCCCGUCGCAGUGAAGAGCAACAGUGUCCGCUCCAGGCUGAGGCUGUGUAACAAGCUGACUGAACUGAUGCUCAGUCUCAAGCUGUAUGGGGAAGCUGUGGAGUUCGCUCAGACUGCACUGGACAUCAGUAUCACACUGGGUGAUAGUCUGAAUGAGCGAGUGGCUCACCACCGCCUGGCCUCCCUCUUCCACCGUCUGGAACAGUUUGAGCUGGCUGAACACUAUUACCUGAAGACCCUGACCCUCUGUCCAACCCCUCUGAUGUUCGAUGAAGAAACACUGUACUACGCCCGGGUGUACCAGACACUGGGGGACAUCAUAUUCUAUGACCUCAAGGACCCUCAUGACGCUGCAGGCUACUACCACCUGGCCCUGGCUGCAGCCAUGGAUCUGGGCAACAAGCGGUCCCAGCUGCAGCUGUGCACCCGCCUGGCCACCAUCUACCACAACUUCCUGACCGACCGGGAGCUCUCGCUCUUCUUCUACCAGAAGGCCAGAGCGUUUGCUGCCGAGCUGAACGUGAGGAGGAUCAACAUCUCUCCGGAUCAGCAGCUGAGCAGCGCCUCGCAGUACAAGACCAACGGACCAUAGGGAAGGACAAUCUAACAUUUUACAAAAUGCAACAAAAACCUUUGCAGAUGGCUGGAUGAACUGUUUUUCUGUACGGAAAUAUGGUUUUAUGAUAAGCCUUGCAUUAAGACUGCAGCACUGACUCUGAUCCCAAAGGAAAACUAUCUUCAAGACUUUAUGGGAUAAUGAUGUCCAUUCUAAUCAUCUAUAUUGUGGAAUCGUGCAUACACAAAUUCAUAUUUCUGAAAUCAACUUUACUCAGGUCUUUCUUUGUUAAUCCACAGGGAAUAAAUACAUUUUGUAUACAUAGCAGAAAGAAGUGAAAGCUGUAAUGUAUAUUAUUGCCUUGAAAAUAUGGUAGGAGUGUAAGGUGAAUUUAAAUGUUUCUAGUUCUUGAAAUUAUUGUGAAUGAAUGAAAAGAGAAAUUCUGAUUUGACCUGAUGAGCCAUAAAUACAAGACUGUCAUCUGCAUACAAUGAUA
This is a messenger RNA of Trematomus bernacchii (emerald rockcod), 4558 nucleotides long. RefSeq names its product SH3 domain and tetratricopeptide repeat-containing protein 1. The transcript has 19 exons. The record is from RefSeq and is a predicted model, not a curated record. Gene Ontology annotation, molecular function: protein binding. NCBI's taxonomy places the organism in Eukaryota, Metazoa, Chordata, Actinopteri, Perciformes, Nototheniidae. Bases 19 to 4098 code for a protein of 1359 amino acids.